Coturnix japonica (Japanese quail) is the source of this 429-nucleotide messenger RNA. The record is from RefSeq and is a predicted model, not a curated record. Lineage: Eukaryota; Metazoa; Chordata; Aves; Galliformes; Phasianidae.
GCCACAACACAGCUGGUCUGGCAGCGCGAGGGGGCCAUGGCGACCUACGUGCAGCUGAACACCGGAGCCAAGAUGCCCAUCCUGGGGCUGGGAACAUGGAAGUCCCCACCAGGGCAAGUGACAGCUGCAGUGAUGGCUGCAAUCGAUGCUGGAUACCGCCACUUUGAUGGUGCCUAUGUGUACCAGAAUGAGAAGGAGGUUGGGGAUGGGAUCCAGCAGAAAAUCAAGGAAGGUGUUGUGAAGCGAGAGGACCUCUUCAUUGUCAGUAAGCUGUUUUCCACAUUUCCAUGAAAAAACAAUCUUGUGAAGGGAGCCUGCCAGAAAACUCUUGCUGAUCUAAAACUGGAUUACCUGGAUCUUUAUCUCAUCCACUGGCCUUCUGGCUUCAAGGCUGGAGAUGUCCUGUUUCCCACAGAUGACAACGGCAUG